Messenger RNA from Vollenhovia emeryi, 4892 nucleotides. It is a transcript of the gene Tm1, whose product is annotated as tropomyosin. Gene Ontology annotation, biological process: actin filament organization; muscle contraction. The record is from RefSeq and is a predicted model, not a curated record. Gene Ontology annotation, molecular function: actin filament binding. The coding region runs from base 347 to 1102 and encodes 251 amino acids. The transcript is spliced from 8 exons. Gene Ontology annotation, cellular component: actin filament. Lineage: Eukaryota; Metazoa; Arthropoda; Insecta; Hymenoptera; Formicidae.
CGCCAGCAGCAACAGCAGUGGUCGUCAGUGCACGGCAGCUCCGGGUGCCCCUGCGAAAGUCACUCGCGUUUCCUCGCCGUCUCGCACGCGCCCGCGCGCACACACACACGCACCGGUCGUACCCUGAACAGUUACGCGUACCCGUUCGCGUCGCGUACGUGCCUCACUUCGCCUUCCCCGUCGGCCGAAUCCGCGUGGGAACUCGACGGACCGGCUCGCGCGUCGUCGCCGUCCGAAGCGUGUUUCUCCUCUAUCUAUCUCUCUCUCUCUCUCUCUCGCGCGCGCAGUGCCCCUCCGAUUCGCGGCGCUUCAACGUGAACACGUCGGGGUCCUCGACUAGGCCAGCAUGUCGGCGCAAGUGCAGGGCACUCUUCUCGACGUGCUCAAGAAGAAGAUGAGGCAGACGAAGGAGGAGAUGGAGAAGUACAAGGACGAGUGCGAGGAGUACCAAAGGCGGCUGCAGGUGGAGGUGAUGCGCCGCGAGGAAGCUGAGUCCGAGGUCGCCGCCUUGAAUCGCCGUAUUCAACUGCUGGAGGAGGACCUCGAGAGAUCCGAGGAGCGUCUUGCCACUGCCACUGCCAAAUUGGCGGAGGCAUCGCAAGCUGCCGAUGAGAGCGAACGGAUACGCAAGGCCCUCGAAAACCGCACUAACAUGGAGGACGACCGAGUAUCCUUGUUGGAGCAGCAGCUAGCGCAGGCUAAACUGAUCGCAGAAGAGGCGGAUAAAAAAUACGAGGAGGUCGCCAGGAAACUAGUCAUGAUGGAGCAGGAUCUCGAGCGCGCCGAGGAGAAGGCCGAGCUUUCCGAAUCCAAGAUUGUCGAGCUUGAGGAAGAAUUGCGUGUCGUCGGCAAUAACUUGAAGUCCCUCGAGGUCUCCGAGGAAAAGGCGACGCAACGAGAGGAGACGUUCGAGGGCCAGGUGAAGAUUCUCGAUAGUCAAUUGAAAGAGGCUGAAGCACGCGCCGAGUUCGCGGAGAGAUCCGUGCAGAAACUCCAGAAGGAAGUUGACAGGCUCGAAGACGACCUCACGGCCGAGAGAGAGAAAAACAAAUUGCUACAGGAGGAGAUGGAGGCCACCCUGCAUGACAUCCAGAACAUGUAGAUCGUAUUUUUCGCGAUGGACGGAAACGCAUAGACGCGAAAACGUUUUGUAGGGAGCGAGAGAACAUCCGAGAGAAAGAGAGAGAUAUAUAAGGGGGGGGAGGGGGGGGAAGAACGAUGCAAGUAAAUAGCAGAACGGCGGCAACGAGAAGUGAAUGAGAAACAAAUACGCCGUUACGGCGCGAGCGUUUCGUAUGUGGUGCACACCUUAACAUUAACGGAUAAAAAUGCAGUCUUUAGACUAGCCUUAUACCCUCCAUUACGUCCAUCCGCAGUGCGUGUACGUAUUAUGCGUGCUUGUAUGUGCCCGAGCGUGUGUGUAUACGUGUCGUGUGCGUGUCGCGUGUCUAUUUGUAUGCACGUGAUGCAAGACAGACUGAUGUAGGAUGAGAGGAAGUGUAGAAAAUGUGUGUGUGCAUGCGAGGAAGAGUAAGGAAGUUACAGAACGAAAGGAUCGGCAUGGUAGAGAGAGAGAUAGAGGGGGGGAAGGAUGGAAGAUAGAGGAAGAAUAAGCAAUACGCGACAAGGACAGACGGCAGGAUAGUUCCAUACAUACGAAGUUACUUGUAAUCUGAGUUUUUUAGCUUUAGAUUUUAGCUUAGUCUGCCUUUGAAUUUUUGAAUUCGAGAAAAAUUGAGGCAUGGCUGCGAUUUGAGUCCUCGAUGCGCUUUCGAUUCGUUAAGAAAACGAUUACUGGCCGUGGGAGGAUACGUGAGUAGGGAUUCGGAGAGGCAGAAAAUGGAAGAAACGCGGGGACGAGAUGGACCGAAUUGCUUUGUACCGAGAGAAGAAGUUCUAUAAGACGUCUGGAAAUCGAUUUUCUCGAGCGUAUCAAUUUUAUGCGCCAAAGACGAUGUUCAAAUAUGAUCUAUUAUAUAAUUAUAUAAUAUUGUACUUAAUAUAUAAUUAUAUAGUAAACUACGCUCGACUCGUCUGAGACCUGAAGUCAGGUCUCCUCCUCUCCAUUGAAGAUAAACGAUCAUUGAGUGAUCUUUUAGAAGUGACUUAGGAAAAGUUUUUUUUAUUCUUAAUUUCACCCGGUCGGGCAUUUCAUCAGAAUUUGCUUCUGUCGGUACAAAAAUACGCGUAAUAGGAUUGUAUAUAAUGGAGGGAAGCAGACCGAGUGUUCACAUUCACUUUUUCGCGUCAUUUUACAUUCCGCAUUCUCCACGCGGCUCAGCUCGCGCGAGAAGAGAUUCGUCAGUUCCUUUUUCGUCUGCCAGCGAAGUUAUCGUCGCGUUAUCUUCUCAUUGCCGCCGAUGAAAGCAAAGACGACGAUGAUGCAAUAAUCGUGCAUUUAAGAGGAUUCCACUGCCACAAGCCCUCAGCAAUUUUUCUAAAAGUAUAUUUUCGUAGUACGCCUUUGUCUUCGUUGUGCAAUAUCCAAUCAAACGAUUACAACCGUAUUACCAACGUAGUAUUGCUAUGAUUCAAAUCCGUUGUUUUGUUUCCGCGUAGUACGAAAUAAUCGAGAAUUGUCCGGCCUAUGCAGACAUAUGCGUGUAUCACGUGUGCAGAGCGGUUUAACUUCGGGCCUACGAAAAAUUUAUCAUAAUACUUAAGAUACAAACAGGGAAGCAACUGGCUAUUUUGUCACGCCGCAACGCAGCUUCCCGUGCUAGCUGAGUCAUUCCGAUAUUUUUUACCGAUCGUGCCUGUAUAUAUUUACGAUAUAUUAAUACUAACCACGGCCAACGUCAAACCUCGAUGCAGGGAACGUGCUUCGUUUCGAAUAUAACAGCGAACGAAAGAUCCGGAAGUAAUGAUAGACCGUCGAGAUAACGCAUAUCCGAUUAUUCCACUUCGAGGCGAACCGCGUUUUCGCCUCGAAUUAUUAUUAUUACUAUUACUAUUAAUUGAUACAGCUGUCGUUAAUGUUACUUCACGCUCGCCAUCGAGCAUCGCUAAUUCCGCGAAGACAUUUUCUCUUCCAAUUCUUUUCCUUUCUACCGAAAAGCGUAAUUUAUGUCGCGCGUCCUACCCGAUCUCGAUGUCGUAAUCCGUCAUCGUUAUUCUUGUAGCACUUUUCCUGCAACAUAUUCUUGGAUGGCCUUUUGAUGUAAGAAUGUGCGCUUCGUUCUUUUCCCGUUCCGAUAUAUAAAUGCAUGUAUAUCGCACAAUCAUUGAGCAAUCAUGAAGCUACCUAGACUCGAUCGAACAUAUAUUUCAGGAUUGACUCUUGAUGACGAAAAAAUAUAAAUAUUUCGUCUUUCACAUGAAAGACGCAUAAAUUUUAACAACUAGCUUUUUAUAAUUUGCCAACGUCGCGUUGGUUUUGUAUUAUACAAAUCGAUAUUUCGCUGAUACACAGUUGUAGUGUCAACACAGUAAGCGUAUUUAAUCAUUACGUGACUUAAAUAUGAUCGCGCAUGACGUCACGUUUUUGAUCGAACAAUGUGCCGUUCAGAAAUUCGAGCUACUUCGAAUUAUAUGUCUCUAUUUAUGCAUGCGAAUGAACCGACUCAAAAUACAGUAGCACAUGCGCUAUCGAAAGGCCACCCGGAGAUAUCGCGACCGUUUGUUCUGCAAGUUAACGCCGCCACGAGCAAGCGUUGUUCAAAAACCAGGAAAGUAAUCGCGAAAAGCACAACAACCACGAGACCUACGUGUCCUAUCGUUGAUUUUUGUUAGCCACAAAUUCUUUUCUUUCUGAAGUAAUACUAAAAAUUACGGAAAACGCAGAUACUUGAGUUUAAGAGAGAACUUUAGUUUAUUAAUUUACUUAAUAUUAAUAAAGUGAAUGGAAUGAUAAUAACACUAAUAUCAUUGUAAUAAUAAUUAAUUAUUAUAUAUUGCUAUUAUUAUAAAACUGUUUAUAAUAUAUAUUUUAAUUUUGAAAAAGAGUGUGUCGUUUGUUUUCGUUGUGUCGUUAUUUUAUUUUAUUUUUUACCUGCGCUAACAUUAAUCCUCCACCGUUAACAUAACGACGUGUAACUGCUGUCCAACGCGAUAACACUGUGAUCGCCUUGUUGUUAAGACAGUCUCCUAACAAACUGCAUGAUGAAGAAAGAGUGGUACGUAUGUCUUAAUUACGGUGAGUAAAUCUGCUUAAUCCGAUUUUGCUAUUUAAUGCAUGACAAAUCUCCCUAUUUACAAUAUCGAAACUUCACGAUUGUCUCUUAUCAUGAAAUUUAUCACGAUUAUUUUGUAGAUAUAAAUAUUCCUUUCUUUUUCUGCGUGAUCUACUGAUCAUUCUUCCGAUACCGGUAAUAAAACUGAUUAUGUUAAUAAUAUUAUAUUCCAUCAUCAAAAAACAUUCAUGAAUAACGAAUCUAAUUAUCGAAGCACAUUUAAAAUAUGUAAAAAUUAGCGUAGAGCUAAGAGCAGGUAUGAAUUGAGGUACAAAUUAUAUCUAACAGAAGAAAUUUAACGAAUAUCACGACGAUAGAAGAGAAAUAAUCGGGGAAUCAUUUUCAGCCGCGCGUUAAAAUUUAUAUGACCUACCUAAACGUGUUGAGUUAUUUGAUUUUAAUUCAAUUAUCUUCACCGCUAUCCCGCUUGGCCGAUCCACAGUGCCUGCUUAGCGCAGUUAACAAUAUUAAUCCUUUCAUCACCGAGCGAUUUUUAAUUAUUUUUUUAAUGGGACAUCAGCAUCCCACAGAAUCCUAGAGAGACAAGGAAUGGGGACUUAUAUGCGGUCAUGAAAGGGUUAAAAAUUUAUUAAAAAAUUAAUUAAAAAGGACGAAACACUUUCGUCUCUUCGGCACUUCUUUUUUUCGAUCACUUCACACGCCACGCAGUAGACAAAGUCUCAUCAACUGACUAGCGGCUUUCUAUAUCGUUGCGAAUGC